AAUGAGCUUUCUUCUUCAGCUUUUCAUGGAAAACAAGUUGAAUCUAAAGGCAUCAUAACGUGUGGAGCCUACCACCACAUGAAUAAAUCUCCUCCCUCCAUUCGUGAUUUCGUUUCUCAUCAGCUGAAUAGUAAUCAUGACAUUCCUUUCAAGCACUUUGGUUGUGGGAGCUCCAAGCAAUAUCUUUUCAAAGAGAAGCUACGUCUUAAUUAAGAGAAGCUAUAAUUUGCAACCAUGCCAAUAUAGUCGGUUUAAAGCAAGAUCUCACUUUACUGUAGUGGCAAAAGAUACUUUUUGGACUGGUAAAGUGCCUCCUUCCACUGUGUUGGGUAUCGGAGAAAAGGUUCCUUCCGCGGCUUAUAUCAUUUCGUCCGUAGUAUGCUUGUUGGUUGGUUCUUAUUGCGUCUAUGAAAGUAACUUGCUCUCUCCUCUAACUGUUACUACUAUCAAUCCACUUUAUGUUCUUGGCUCUCUAUUGGUACCGUAUUCCUGGGGAUUACAUGUUGCUGGUUGGAUUCAACUCAAAAACGGCAAAUAGUGGUUUGGAAUUUUGUUGAGUUUCACUUUGUUUGGGAAUUAUUUUGGAUAAAAAGCGUUUCUUAAAGUCAACGAUAGUCGUUUGUCGUCUCCCAGCACCUUUUGUUUGCAAGUCUUUUUUCAAGGUUCUUUUAAAAGCAACGGCUUGAAAGACCGAAACAUCAACCAACUUUCGGCUUAACUACUGCAGUCAUUAUGAUUUCAACGAUUCCUCCACCAGUUUCAAACAUAUCCUUGUAUUCCUAAAAAUAGUCCUAUAAAAGAGCUUGUGAAAUCGAUGCCCUAUGAAAAGCGGCCGUCCAUGUGCAGAGCGUUCCACGUUACUCAAAAUGCACGUUCCACGCACUCGGGACGCAUGCCAAAUCGAA
Molecule: messenger RNA, 905 nt
Organism: Galdieria sulphuraria
Lineage: Eukaryota; Rhodophyta; Bangiophyceae; Galdieriales; Galdieriaceae
Exons: 1
Coding region: 137-538 (133 amino acids)
Source: RefSeq, a predicted model, not a curated record